CCUUCCCUCCUAUCAUUUCCCCAACCUUUUCUUCUCCUUGAUUCCUCCCCUCUCCUCUCUCUCAAACCAACAACAACAACCACCCUCUCUUGCUUCUCUCUCUAGAAAAAUCCUCCAAAAGAAAUCAAAACUUCUACAAAUCCCAAGAAAAAAAUCGUAUUUUUAAUUUAACGAAUUUAUCAUGGCAGAAGAGCAUGGAUGUCGAGCUCCAGAAGGCCACCGUCUUUGCGCCAACAACUGCGGUUUUUUCGGCAGCCCAGCCACCCAGAAUUUCUGUUCUAAAUGUUAUCGUGACAUCUCCAUGAAAAUUGAGCAAGAAAACUCAGCCAAAUCCGCCGUAGAGAACUCCCUUUUUCCGGCGGCGGCGGCGGAACCGUCGUCCAACGCCGUCGUGUCGGUACCGGAGAAUUCCGACCAUGUACGGAUAUCCGAGGUGGCGGCUGAGGCGGGGACGGCGGCUGUCGUGAAGCCAAACAAGUGCGUGGCGUGCAGGAAACGGGUCGGGUUAAUGGGUUUUACGUGUCGGUGCGGGAUUACGUUUUGCGGGACCCAUAGGUACCCGGAACAACAUGGGUGUACGUUCGAUUUCAAGGCGGCUGGGAGAGAAGCUAUUGCUAAGGAAAAUCCAGUAAUUAAGGCCGAGAAAUUGGCGAAAAUCUGAAAGUAAUUUGCAACCAUUGGAUGGUUUCUCGGGGUGGAAAUGAACGGACCUGAUUAAUGAUUAUGGGGCUGGAUCGUUAUUUAAGAUAUUUGUAUUAUUGCAACCUUUUUCAUUUUCAUUUUUUAUUUUCGUGAAGCUGCGAAUCAAGGGCGUGCUAAUGUAAAUAAUAAUAUUUAUGUUUUAAAAGGGGUUGUUGUGUUGAUUUGA
Daucus carota subsp. sativus is the source of this 868-nucleotide messenger RNA. RefSeq names its product zinc finger A20 and AN1 domain-containing stress-associated protein 4. The record is from RefSeq and is a predicted model, not a curated record. Gene Ontology annotation, molecular function: zinc ion binding; DNA binding. Bases 182 to 661 code for a protein of 159 amino acids. Lineage: Eukaryota; Viridiplantae; Streptophyta; Magnoliopsida; Apiales; Apiaceae. The transcript has a single exon.